Messenger RNA from Thrips palmi, 4450 nucleotides. Its product is annotated as homeobox protein abdominal-A homolog. Gene Ontology annotation, biological process: anterior/posterior pattern specification; negative regulation of transcription by RNA polymerase II. NCBI's taxonomy places the organism in Eukaryota, Metazoa, Arthropoda, Insecta, Thysanoptera, Thripidae. The coding region runs from base 262 to 1446 and encodes 394 amino acids. The record is from RefSeq and is a predicted model, not a curated record. Gene Ontology annotation, molecular function: DNA-binding transcription factor activity, RNA polymerase II-specific; RNA polymerase II cis-regulatory region sequence-specific DNA binding. Gene Ontology annotation, cellular component: nucleus. The transcript is spliced from 5 exons.
CCAGCGACGCCCAGCGACGCCCAGCGACGCCCCAGCCCAGCGCGGCAGCGCGCCGUCCCAGGAAUUAGUGCAUUGUUAGUGGUGCGAGCGAGCGGUCGGUGCGGUCGGAACCGAAUCCAAGUGACCAGUGUGAGUGCAGUGCAGUGCAGUGCAGUGAAAAGUGCGUUUGUGCCGGCCCGCGCCAGGAUGGCUCGACGGGGACCCCAGGCCGCCUUGUGAGGUGUGCUUCCUUCGCCGUCGUCCAGCGCGCCGCGUGGGAUCAUGACGUCCAAGUUCAUCAUCGAUAGCAUGCUCCCCAAGUACCACCAGCAGUUCCAGCAGCACCACAGUCAGUUAGGCCUCCUGAACCCCGUCAUCACCUCGUCGUCCACCGACUCGUCCAGCCUUGGCUCCGUUGUCAACUACUCGUCCACGUCGUCGUCCUCCUCGCCGCCGCCCAGUGCCGCCCUCGUCAGCUCCAGGAUGUACCCGUACGUGUCGGCCGCGGCCGCGCACCACCACCACCAGCAGCAGGCCGUGGCGGCGGCCGCCUUCGGCGCCUCCUCCAUGGUGCCGGCCAGCUUCACCUCCUCGUCGACGGCCGCCCUGGCCGCGGCCGUGGACGCCGCCUCGGCGGCCGACAAGUCUUGCCGGUACACGGCCGCCCUCACCGGCAACGUGGGCACCCCCGACUCCAUGGUCAACUAUGCGUUAAGUCAUCAGAAUGGCUCCUCGGUGUCGGCGAACUCGGUGUCCGCGGCCUCGGCGUCCAUGGCGGCGGCCGCGCAGUUCUACCACCAGGCCGCCGCGGCCUCUGCAGCUGCCGACCCUCUCAACAGCUGCUCGCAGCCGGGGGCGGCGGCAACCCAGCCCCUCCCGGACAUCCCGCGCUACCCCUGGAUGUCCAUCACAGACUGGAUGAGCCCCUUCGACCGAGUCGUAUGUGGUGGACCGACGGCCAGACAGACACCUGGUCUUGCGGACAUCUAUGGGGAUUUUAUUAGAGGUCCAAACGGAUGCCCUCGGCGCAGAGGUCGACAAACCUACACUCGCUUCCAAACGCUAGAAUUGGAAAAGGAGUUCCACUUCAACCAUUACCUUACGCGGCGGCGGCGUAUAGAGAUCGCCCACGCACUUUGUCUAACGGAAAGGCAAAUUAAAAUUUGGUUCCAAAACCGACGAAUGAAGCUCAAGAAAGAACUUAGAGCGGUCAAGGAGAUCAACGAGCAAGCAAGAAGGGAGCGGGAAGAACAGGAGCGGCUGAAGCAGCAGCAACAAGAAAAACAGGCGAAACUUGAACAGCCCCAGCAGCAGCAACAACAGCAGCAACAACAACACCAUUCUAGUCACCACCACAUUCAACAGCAAGCCCAGCAUGACCAUAGCAAGCUGCUUGGGGGACUUGGGGACAAAAUGGGAGUUCCGGGAGCAGAUCUCCUCAAAGCAGUGAGCAAAGUGCCCACAUAGAAACUCAGUUAUCCCUUAUGCCUAAACAAAUACGUAAAAUUAUUCAUAAUAUUAUUGCUGUAAGUCCUAUCAUGACGUAAGAGAAGUUGCCCUUCUACACGCAACGUGUUUGUAAAUAUCACCCUCUUUACGUCCCGUGUUCGAAAGUGACAUAUUUUCAACGGUUGCCCCACAGAAAGUAAAUACACUGCGAGUGUUUUGCUAACGUAAAGCGGGUCCAAACUCUUGCCUUUACCCUAUACGUAACUAUUUUGAUGCUGGCCUAAAUUAUGGUGAGGGGGUCUUAUACUACCCUGCAAACCGAUCUUCUUUCUUGGUUAAGAGAUUUUCGAAAUUUCCAUAGGUCCUCUAAAAGAGGCUAACUCAUUUAUUUUCGCACGAAAUCAUCUAAAAAAGAGAAACUGUUGGCAGGCAGCCACAUGCAAUGUGAUGAAGGGGAACCGAUUGUGAAGUCGCGAACACUCUAAAGAAUACUUUACAAAUGCCAUUUAUUGUUACCUGAAAUAAAAAAGAAUUGUGUACUCUUAGCAGCCCUAGGUAAAAUUUUCGAUACGUAAACUUAUGCCGCAUUUUCCUGUGGAGCAUUCCCAGCAUUUUGUUUCAAAAAACCUUAAUCAGGCGUGAAGUUAGCGUCUUGCAACUAAGCAUUUCCUUCGUGCAAUCUUUUUUGAUAUGUAAGUGAGAGCAUGUGUGCGUGCGUAUGUGUAUUUCUGUAUUGUAGUAAGAAUUUGUGACCAUGCUAUAGAGCGUGGUGUGACAUGAUGCUCCAGAUCACUGCUGACCUUUAGGUCUGCGUAAAUAGCUGAGAGACACUCUUGUUGCUAACUUGUUUUAUGAUGUGAUUUUAAUACGUAUUUUGUUACUUGUUAUUUUUAAAUAUUUUUUUGUCUUUUUUUUUGGUUAUGAAUAUAACUAUGGAUCAGUCUAGAAUUUGAUACUAACUGCCAUUAUUAAUUUACGGAGAACUUAUUAUUUCUUAUGAGUUAUUGUUAGUAAAGAGUGAAUAUUUAAAUGUUUUGAGCGCAUCUUUCUCUUUGGAAGCUCAUUUUCAUAUGUCAUACCCAGUAUGUUUGUUUAAAUUUCGUGCAAGCUGAUUGUGCUCCGUUUUGAUUGCUGGAAUAUGUUGCAGAUUAAAAUAUAUGUUUUGUUUCUUUGUCAUUGGACCGUUUUUCGUUGUUUUGUGAUUCUUGUGUAGGCCAAGUUGAUCAUUUAACUACCUAAAAUAGAUUUUAAGGUCGUGUAAGUUUCCAAGCUCAUUCGAAUUUUCUUGCCAUGGAGCCUUCUCUUUUUAAAAUACAUUCCUUUUCAAUUCCGAGGCUCUUUUGAAAAUUUUCAAGUGUGCAAAAGGGCGGCUUGAGAAUGCAUGUGCCAAUUUCUAGUAAAAGUUUCUUGUAAGUAAAUGGAAACUUUAAGUUUCCCGUGCAACCCUUGCAAAGAUGCAUUGCGUAAAAUUUAUCACGUGGAAUAGCUAGGGCAACAUGGCAAGAAAUUUCACACGAGCGACUGUGCUCCGCAAUGUAUCCAUUAUCUAUUAGGUUUUCAAGUAUGACUUAGUUACAUUUGUGUCUCAGUAAGAGUCCACCUACUCCGCUCUGACAAACUAAAAGUCCAAAAUUGUCGUUGUGAUUGUUCCUUUAACUUUAGGCAAUGUUACACAAAAAGGCGAAUAUAACUAUUUCUUUGUGCCAAUGUAAUUAUUAUCUCCAUAAUUCCUAUGAAUUCAAGAGCUUUUUCGUUGUCGCAAUACUUUUAACACAUUGUGAUAAAACGUCCGAAGUAAAGGUCAAUGAAAGCACUUGUCUGGUAUUAAAUGAUCUACAAUAUAUGGAGAGCGUACCAGGCACACCUAGAACGGUUUUACUUAAGUUGGCACCUUUGCUGUUAAAUCAGGCCUUCUAGGUAUAAUGAACUUUGCUGUAAACUGUCCAUUCAUAAACCAACUAUGGAGGCAAAAUGCCGAGUUGACAAAGUGAUAUAUGAGUAGCAAAUUAUACGUAAUUUGGUGUCAGGGUAGGACCUUUCCUAGAAAUAGAACAAAAACUAGAAUAAAUAAUUUAUAAUUAAUUGCAAUGCAUCAAGAAACGUUAAUUUACUUCUUCGUAGAGGCUUUGAUCUCUGUUUUAUAUUUAUAUUGUUUCUCUUUCUGUUAGAUAUUCAUUUAUGUAGCACAAAAUGAAAUUAACGUUAUAGUACAAUCUACCCUGAAAACCUUCUUGCUGAAUUUCCUUUGGAAGCGAUUAUCCCAUACUACUCGCUUUAACGCCCUGAUUAUUCUAGUGCGGACUGGUUAACAUGUACUAAAUGUGUCUCGUAGCGGACUCACGCGCCAUUUUUAUCGUCAGUCCUUUCUUUUGAUACGGCUGUCGACAAUGCGGUCUUUUCAUGAAAUUGUUGUUUCUCUAUUUUGAUGCGAAAAACUUUCCAAGGUGGCUACACCGACUUUGUCUAUUACGCGGAUACAUGACUGAUUAGAAAUGCUAUAACCUGUGCUGAGGUGCGCUUCCCUGGUUUGGGGAGUUUUGUGGACAGUAUUUUCUCAUUUUGUUGGUUUUGCAUAAUGAUUUUAUUUGUGAUAUAGCGAGUAGGUUCAACGCCAAAACUUGCAACACAGCUCCUUAUCUUCUUUUGAAAAACGUAUUAUUGUAAUGAAAAAGACGAAAUAGAGUGUGUUCUUUUUUCGAGGCUUCACGUACCGGUAGUAAUCCAUGCGACACGUGUAGUCAUUCUUUUCGGCAACUGUUAAUAGUUUAUUUAGACAUUACACACCAAGGGGCGUUGUGCUUUAAGUUUUGUGUUUGUUAAAUCAGUGUGAUGUGUCUCUUAUGUAUUUUUAUGUUUUAUGAGUGGUGCAGUUCAAUAUAUCUUUCGAUGCAAAAAUGUUUCUUAUGUUUAGUUUGGAAAAUUAAUGCAUUGAUGUUAUGUCAUGGAAAUACAGUGAAGAAGUAAACGAGACAUUAGCUUUAGUCGACUUUUUGUGUAAAUAAAGAAUUUAUAAACUUCAGAA